AUGAGCUGCUUUUCUGCGAGGGAUGUGCGUAAGACUUCUGGAGGAUAUGCAGAUAAUGAUGGGGUAGAAUCAUCUAAGGUAGCUUUCAAGAAAUGUCCUUUAGGGGACUCUCGUGCAACAUCUUCAGGAUGCUUCACGAGGACGUCCCAGGAAAACCCACAAAAAAGAGAUCUCUGGGACGCCCGAAUGCAAUUCGCAGUGGGGAAACGGGACGCCGGGAUGCCAGGGGGACUCCCCGGAAUCACCCAAUGCUACUGGGCUUUAGUUCCACUUCGGGAGUCUUCUCUCCAUCAUCUCUCCAUCGUCUCUAUCAUUCCUACGCUUGUCUACUGCUUGCACACUGAAUGCGAUGAGCAGCGACAGGCUAUCCCAUGGCCUCUUCGGCGAUCUCCACUUCAAUUGUUAUUUAUUUGGGCCACGGUGCACUAUGUAUACGCGGGGGAAAAGAGCCGACAGGCCGGUUGUGAUCCCGACUGGCUUCCAUUCGGAGAUCACUGUUAUUAUUUCUCAAAGGGACCUGCGAAUCAGACUGAAGCCCGAACCUUUUGCCUGGAUCAAGGCGGAGACCUGGUGAGCAUUCACAGUCCGGAGGAGCAGAAAUUCGUGGAGGAAAACGUGGUUAAACGGAACUCUUUGAUAGGGGCAUACCCGACUGGAUCCCUCUUUGAGGAUCCGUGGAACUUCGCUUUUUUCGACGGGACUCCGUCCGACUAUCAACAGGUUGCGGAUUAUGGACCGAGUCAUCGUCGAAUCCCGGCAACGGGAUCAUCCUCAUCCCUGUGUUGUGGAAGAACGUGGACUGUUCCAGGCCCGGAACCCAUGACGUACGAGGAUGCAGUGCAGCACUGUCCCACUGUGCCAGGGGGUUGCGAAGGGGCUUAUGGAACAUUUUUGAGUCCCAAUCACUAUGUCAGGGACGCCUUCAUCAAUUACAUGAGGCUCGAUUCUCAGAACCCGGAUGACGUCAACGGAGAUCAUCCCGGAAGGUAUUGGAUGGGGCUGAGAAGGAACCCGGAAUCGGGGCAAUGGGAGACACCAUCCGGAUCGCCCUUCAACGCGACGACCGGAUGGCACUGGGAUGGAUAUCCGACCGAGGACGGAGGGGAUUGCGCCUCGCUCUUCGUCUCCUCCUGGGUUCCCACGUUUGUGCAGACUUUGUACGGGUUCGUCUGCAAGAGGGCGUCACUUACUUGAAUUCAUCAAGGUCGGUUCCUUGAUGCUGUCCAAAUGAGCUUGGGAAAUAAAUGUUAUAAAAAUUGAUUGAAAUAAAAGGAUUUGUAUCGUGGUGAA
Messenger RNA from Darwinula stevensoni, 1290 nucleotides. The record is from the annotation of a GenBank genome assembly. Lineage: Eukaryota; Metazoa; Arthropoda; Ostracoda; Podocopida; Darwinulidae.